Messenger RNA from Anopheles funestus (African malaria mosquito), 4727 nucleotides. RefSeq names its product ecto-NOX disulfide-thiol exchanger 2. The transcript is spliced from 5 exons. Gene Ontology annotation, biological process: ultradian rhythm. The record is from RefSeq and is a predicted model, not a curated record. Gene Ontology annotation, molecular function: RNA binding; protein-disulfide reductase activity. Lineage: Eukaryota; Metazoa; Arthropoda; Insecta; Diptera; Culicidae. The coding region runs from base 244 to 2547 and encodes 767 amino acids. Gene Ontology annotation, cellular component: plasma membrane; external side of plasma membrane.
UGUCAAAAAGGGUGUUCUUAUGUUUUGGAAAAAAAGGACUGCACACAGAGCAAGUGAAAAUUAAAAUUCUUACGUGCUUUAGCCCGUGUGUACAAUGAGGAAAAUGAUUGCGUAAAGAUUUUCCGUCCGGACAAUAAGUCUCUGUUGACCGUGGUCGGGUUUGUUCGCGGAUUACGUUGUGGUUGUUCCCGUUUCUCUUUCCUAAUCCAUUAUCUCAUCAGUGACUGCGCUUGCAUUCCCGUGAUGUCGUUUUCCUUCAAUCCCUUGGCACCCGGGCUGCAUCCGAUGCAUCCCCUACUAUCGGGUGGUGGCGGUUUUCUUACCGCACAACAGUUAGGUGCGCCACCAACACCUGCCAAUGCCGCCCUCAUAGCUGGGAUAAACAAUAAACCGCUUGAGUUCAAGAUGAAACCGGUACAGAAUGGUUCCGGUGCAGCACCGAUGGAGCUGGAAACGGUAAACGAGCACGAAACGAUCAAAGAUAGUGGAAAUCCCUUGGUGGCGAUGGAAAAGGCACGGGAGGAAAGCAUUAACAAAAAGAUGCUGGAAGAGCUGCACAAACAGCACCAGAACCAGCUGCAGCAUGCUAACGGUGGUGAAUUAGUUUUCAAUCAGCUGCUGCAGCAACAUCAAUCACCCCACCACGGGUUCAUGAUGAUGCCGGGUGUCAUGAACAUGGUGGACGGUUCAUCCCUUAUAAGCAUGCAGCCAUUUCCGAUGAUGGCACCAAGUGCUGAACUAACCGGUGCAUUAAAUGGAACCGCAAACACAGCCCCAUCGGUUACCGCGAGUGCCUCUGCUGCUUCUGCUACCGGUUCCAACAGCGCGGAGAAACCAGCAACCGCCAAGGAAAUAAUCUACUGCAAAAGUUGCACUCUAUUUCCACCCAACCCGAACGCACCAGCACCAAAAACGAUCGAACGUCCACCCGGGUGUCGGACGGUGUUUGUCGGUGGACUACCCACCGGCAUGACCGAGGAGGUAAUGAGGGAAAUUUUCGAACGCUGUGGCGAAAUUACCACGCUACGGUUGUCAAAGAAAAACUUUUGCCACAUACGGUACGUGUACGAGGCGUCCGUUGAUUCCGCUAUCUAUCUGUCCGGCUAUCGGGUGAAGAUUGGGAGCAACUUCAAUUACGGUGGCGGUGCCACAGAAGCGAAAGAACCUCCCAUCUUCGGGGUACUGCACGUGGACUACGCACAGGCCCGCGACGAUCAGUACGAGUACGAGUGUAAACAGCGAAAGUUGCAGCGCGAAAAGCGACACCGAGAGCGACUGGAAGAGGAUCGCUUUCGGUCACUUUCGCCACAACCGGUCGUACACUAUACGGAGCAUGAGGCCGGUUCGGUCGCGGAACGGUUAAAGAACGAUGAAACGUUCGCGAAAGCCGUGCAGACGCUUGUCACCUGGCUCGAGCGGGGUGACUGCAGCAAAAAGAAUGCCAACAACUUCUACUCGAUGAUCCAGAGCACCAACUCGCACGUUCGACGAUUGCUGAACGAGAAAAGUGUGUGCGACGAGGAGCUGAAGCGGGCCCGGGAACAGUACCGGCGACAGACGAAGGGCAUGAUAGCACAGUUCAGUCAGAUUGAAAAAGUUUUCAAUGCGGCCAGUCACAAGAAGGUUUGGGAUCAUUUUACUAAAGCCCAAAGAAAAAACAUCGAUGCGUGGAAGAAGCAGUCACUGGACAUAAAGUGUGUUCAGCUGGAUGAUUUCCCCGAUGAGGAUGGGAUGGAUAUGUCCGAUGACGACCAUUCGGUCUCAUCGUUGCCUUGCAAAAGGUCUCGCUGGGAGCAGGAUCACAAGGAUCAUGCUGUCGACACGGAACGAGGCACCUCGGACGCUGCCGAACCUCACACGAUGCACGAUAGCGAGUUAAAGAUGAAGAUCCUGCACAUUGAGGUGCUGCAGGAAACGAUUCGCAACCUGCAAACGCAACUGCUCGAAAAUAAAGCCAAAGAAACGGAAAGGCAAAGCCGCAUCUGCGAACUAGAAGACGAGCUAAAGGAUGCAAACGUGAAGCAGCUACUGCUAAAGACGAAAAUUGCCACCACAAAGGCGGCUGCAUCGUGUGCCGCGAGCAUAUCGUCAUCGGGCAAAGGUGGAGACUCGGAGUGUGAGGAGUGUCCGACAAUUAAUAUUGUACCAGACACGGGCCCAACAUUGAACCCGGCCAACCCAGCCGUUGAAAUGAUUUGCAAAGCAACGGCCACAACGGGGACUAGCUGUGAGUUGAUGGUCGGUGCACCGGCAACCAUCGCACCGAACGAGCGGGAAGCCAAAAUACUUGCCUUUGCCUCAACGUUUCUUAUGAUCAACCCGCUCGGUGUGCCGUUGGAACAGAUCUGGGCGUAUGUAGGCCGGUACGUGCAUGAAAUAAAACCAAAGGAGCUGGAAGAAAUAUUCGCUCGCUAUCAGGAGCUCUUCGAACGGUGCAAUCUACCGGUAAGUGGUAACAAUGAUCAGCUGGGCGAGGUGCAGAAACCCAGCAGUAUCAAGUCUAGUCCUUGCUAUAGAUUUAUUGCCCACAACUCACCCGUGAAGUAAGAAUUAAAGAGUUGGAGAACACUCAUGUUGAUCGCUUCAAAAGCGCUCUUAUAAUUGAUUUUUGUUUUAAAGUAUAGGUGUUUUGUCGUAUGUUAGGCAACUUGAUUCAAAACAAAUAUUUCACUAAGCAAUGUGCAAUUUUGUCGAUAAAUCUAAACAGAUGGUUUUUGGUUCGAGUGUUUUUCCGUUUGGUAAAGGAUAUCUUACAGAACAGCAGUACAAUUAGUUACGCUCCGUUUUACGUACCUCGUGUGCUUACAAUAUUAACCAGCAUCAUUUUCUUCGCUCUAAUCAGAUGCUUUUUACGAGAAAUAGUAAAGAUAGGUAAAGUGAAACGAAGGUGCUUUUUAGUCCCAUUUUAUACUCGCCAGUAUAAAUACUCGCGUACUCCCGUUUAAGCGUACUACUUAAAGCAGCUUAAAGCGUUACGCUUUGUAUCCGAUAGGCGCAUUGCAUAUAUCAUCCAUCUUACAAUGUCUUCCUCGUUCGAGAACAUUCUUCUCAUAGCAUCGGCUUACAACUAGCCCGAUUGAAACGUUAUAAUUUUUCGUUUUGUUGCGUUUAUCUCAUAAAAAUGGGGAUGAAAACAUUUUUGAAAAAAAAAAAUCAAACAAACAAUCGUACCGUACCGAUGUGAAAAACGCAUCGGUUCAUAAUACUCGGUUUCAAUUGAAUUUAGAAGAGAACGGUAAAUGUACCCUACGCGAGUGUGUAUAAGUUUUCAAAACUAGUGUUAUUUCUAAUGAUUAGAUAAAAGUAUACAGAAAGCAUUAAAAAAACCUUUAACAACAAUCGCAAGAACAUUAGAAUUGUAUCACGUUUAGUCAUUUUUUUUUAAAUCGCUGUGUAUGUUUGUGAUGUGAAGGAUGCAAUACAAAAGAUUGCUUCCCGUUGUUUGUUUCUGUGUCAUUCGUGUUCGUUUAACGGCCAUACUCGUUUUGUGCACUUUACGUUGGUGAAAUUUACGGUAUUUUGCUAUUAAAACAAAUUAUUAGCAUUAGUGUUAUAGUAAAAUUUUAAUCCAAAUUGUCCAUUUUGGCGCUGUUCUUCUGGUGCGACAAAGAAAGGCAAUAUUUUAUCCCGAAAAAAAACCAGUACUCGUAACGUAUGUACAAUGGCAAACAUAUGCAAAACUUUCAAACUUUAGCGUAAUACCCAUUACUCAUUUCAACCUACUACCGCAGGCUAUAAGCGUGCAGAAAAGCGUGUUGCGUUAUUAUUAUGCCUAUUAUAUAUCCCAGUUUACCUUUGCUAAAAUGCGAACCGAUAAAAUGGAACAUUGUUCACAUCGGUUAAUACAAAGAAGGGUAGAAAAAGGCACUUUAUAACCUUGGUAGUGAAUACUCGUGAAAGCAUCAUUUUAAAACACUACUCUUUAUUGUCAAUUAACGUGUUAUACACUUUAACGAAAAUCGAAACAAGCUUCGUUCGCCUAGGGACAGCUGUAUCUGAUGAGUGAGAAUAUCUAUAUUAUUGAAACAAAAACAAACACAACACACAAUAAUUCGACGAUCGAUGAAUUAAGUACUGAGAGAGGUUGCAUACUCCGAUGACUGCAAGCACGUUUUUUAUAGGGUUGUCUUUUGGUAGUUUCACAAAGUACUUUCUAAUACCUAGCUAAAUGAAAGAUAAACGCUAGGGACGCGAAUGAAGCGCGAUGCUAUGCACCGAUCGCUUGAAACACACCUGUAGCGCGAAGGAGGAGGACAGAUUAAGCGUAAGGUUAUGUAAUAUCCUGGCAGCUCAACACAUCCGUGUAUGCGUUCCAUUGAAAUGCUCUCGAUAUAUUGUCUAAGCGAACACACAUAGUCCUACUACAACUAGUCUCGGCGUAGCGCCCUUCCUGUUUUGUAUCUCGAUUAAUCAUGAAGUUACUUAAAAUGAAGCCAUAUUAUACUACAUAUAUAGCAUUAACUCCUUUAAACAUUUCAUCCAUUGAAUUAACGUGGCAAGCCAACACACCAAAUGAGACGAAAAGAAGAAAAAAAGCAAUCUUAUCGUUGACUCUCACUUCUUUAACAGGCUGGGCAAUAGUUCCCAUGCGUUCGAUUAUUUAAUCCUUCUAAUAUCGAUCCGUAGUCGUUUGUAAUUUCUUCCCAGUUCAGUUGUGUUGUUUGGCGUAUAAAGCAAAUGUUCAAAUUUUCGUACAAUAAAACUGCAAAAAAUAACAAAACUCGAUA